AUGUGGGACUGGGAUCGGGCUUCAAGAGACGACUUUAUGGGCGCCUUGUCAUUUGGCGUUUCUGAAAUUAUAAAACGACCCGUUGACUGCUGGUUCAGGUUACUCAGUCGAGAAGAAGGUGAAUUCUACUCAAUCCCCUGCACAGACGAGGCCUCCAGGUACUUCGGCUCCGGUAAUUCGAAUUGUAUGGUAAGUCUUCUAGAGCCGAAUCAAGCUGUUUUAUUCUGCUAAGGUAGAUGGUCGUUCAAACCUAGAAGUUAAAAAAAAAUUGGAUUACCAAAGAUGAAGUUAUUUAAAAUUCUAGUCUUUAUUUUCAACUCAGAUGACAGUUUGAACACUGGUCUCAACGAGAUCCAUCGUGUCUCCACAGCAGACUAAAAGCAAUUUACGACGACUUGUGCGUGAAUUAGCCCAUAAUGGUGGUAGACUUGCGUAGCAUCUACUGCACUCUCCUCCCCACCCGUGCCGGUGUCAGGAUAUGGCCGAAAAGACCGGAGGCGGGAGAGGACGUGAGCGAUUGACACGGUGAAUGAGACCGCGCCUUGGCGUACGAUCACAUCCCCUGCUCCACAGCACACUCUGAUCAGGAUUUUAUACACCUAGGAAAGCGACAAGAAGACUGGUCGGAACCGAAAUCGGCGCUGCCGAGAUUGCGCCUAGGCGUGCUACCAUGCCCGGUUCAGAUCCCACGGAGUGGGAGUGUCAUACGGCCUGACUCUCAGACCACCAGCCGGCCACUCCACACAAGCACACAACACUGGGCCGACUGCGAGGUCCAAGCUUUCCCGUCAGUUGGCAGUCCUCCAUGCCAGAUCAGAAAGAGAAGGAUGACACAGGUCGCUGCCCGACCAUGCACACGACCUGUAUACCCAGCGUGAGCGCAAGCUCAUGCACCGGCCAAGAAUCAGGUGCCAGAGAACCGUCAGCCCACACCAGACUGUGAGAGCCACGGUUUGCUGAGGCGUGGCAUAGCGAACGCACACAAUCCCCAAAGCUCACAAUUAAGCUCAGAUAUAAAUAGAACAUAAGCCCUGCAGUCCUGACGUUAAACAGUAAUAGCUCCUUCCAUUACGUAAUUAUCAGGGGCUGAUUGACAGAUACUUCUUAAUAGGUACCAGGGCUUAAACUCUCUUUUCCUGAGAAAGGCAGAAAGCACGCAAGUUUGACCAUUAAGCCAAAACAACAAAGACUCCUGUCACGAGAUUGAGAAACAGCAGUUGAUAUGACGUCUGCUGAAAAUGUCUACCACCAGAUGCAGUCUUAGUCGCUGAGGUAGCACGAUUUAGACAGGAAGCAUUUUCAACACACGUACAGGUUUUGCUUUUGCAUUUAGGCGUCGCCCAUUGAGCGGAGUGGAGGCAGCCUGGAGGCGAUUCGGAUUCGGAGCAAACAGGACACACUUCGCAUUUCAGACUUCAAAUUCCUCCGGUUACUUGGCCGGGGCAGUUUUGGAAAGGUAAGUUGAAGAAAAAAAAUUGCAAAAAGGAGAGUUAUUUUGGUGGAAACUAGUCGAUAAAAUGGGCUUCGGUUAGCCUUUUGUAAGUGGAAUCGGAUAAUGCCACUUAGAAUACGAAAUACUGCGAUUUGAAUCGAGAGCAUGGGUAUGGUAUGUAACCCUCUUGGGGAGACCGUAGUUAGCUCUAACCGCGGCCAUACCUGCAAUAGGAAGUUUAUAACCCGUAGGCAUUUAACGAAAACUCAGACGUAACCGUAACCCUAAGGUAAGCCCCUAAACCUUAACCCUAACCCUAACCCUAAAUCCAACACGUAGCCUAAGCCUGGCGACCCUGAUUCCAGGAAUAACCCAACUAACGCCGAUUCUAACCUUUGUCAAAACCCUAACCCUGAACCCAAACCGGGCAGAUUUAAUGUCAGUAACGCUACUGGGGGUCAAAAUCCUCUUUCCGCAUAAUCCUUUCGCGACGUACUGCCAGGUAAACCGUUAUGAAGCACAUAAAACUAGUUAUGAUAAGAAGCUUGAAGUAAUAUUUCCCCGGAAUGAAUUUAAAGCAGGCAUAGACAGCAGAAUUUAUUGGAACCAGUAAAUUUUGCGACGGCUUAUCAACUGCAGUCUGUCGUUGCAUAACGCAGAUAACAAGUGAGAAAGAUACAGAAGUUUAACCUUUCAGAGAGAAAAUGAAUGUAAAACAUCAAGGUCAUCGUAUUCUGCACGUAGAUUGGUCAACAAAAUGGUAACUUGAAAACGCAACAUAGGAAGGGAAAUGGGGAAGUUAACGCGCCUCAAAACAGCCCUGCCUAAACGGGAAUAUCCAACACGAUUCAUCGAAUAGUAUAGCAACAGUUUACGGCCAAAAUUGACGGAGAAAUCGGUUCUGAAAAAGCCCGUUGUAAUAUCUUCACCCUUUAAGGGUGACAACAUCUCUAAUACCAUCAAGCGGCGAUUCAGAUGCACUAUUGACAGAACUUACAACUCAGCUGAACUCAUCUUCUGCAGCCUUACUAAGGCUAUCCAAUUUCCACGGGCGAAGGAUGCCUUGCCAUUGCACGCCACGUCAAAUUUUGUUUAUGAAUUAACAUGCACUUGUGGAGGCAAGUACAUUGGGCGAACGCAAAGGCAACUGGCAGCCAGGACAGCUGAACAUCGGCCUAAAUGGCUUCUAAAGCAGGCGAAUAAGAUUCCACGGUCUUUUAUUACAAAACACCUCCUUGAGAGCGGUCAUUUGGUUGACCCCAAAACACCUUUUCGAGUAUUAGUUCGAGCACGAACAACUCGGUUACUGCGCCACCUGGAGGCAGCCCACAUAUGGCGAGAAAAACCCGACCUAUGUAAACAGUUAGACAAUGUGGUCAACCACAGCUUGCCCUGGUAGAUCUGAACACUUUUGAUUUACGAAAACCCUCGGCGUGUCAACUUUCCCAUUUUCUUUCCUAUGUUGCGUUUUGAAGUUAUCAUUCUGUUGAUUAGUCUACGUGCAGUAUACGAUGACCUUGCUGUUUUGCACGGAUUUUCUCUGUCGAAGUUCAAACCUCUGUAUCUUUCUCACUUGUUAUCUCUGUUAUGCAACGACAGGCUGCAGUUGAUAAGCCGUCGCGAAAUGUACUGGUUUCAAUAAAUUCUGCUGUCUAUGCCUGCUUUAAGAUAAGAAGGUAGGCUUUUGACCAACCACCCAGAGGGGGGGGGGUUACAUAUCCUACCCUUACCAAAUUAAGUUAAAUUUAGCGCAUAUUGAUAGCUUUUUGAACCUUUCCUCUAAAAAAUCUGAGACAACUAAUGGACCCUUACCCCAUCUGGUUUCAGUUUUAAUGGAAAAGGCCACGACUGCAGUUAGCUAUUUAACUAAAUGUGUCGAAUGUCAAUUGUUAACGCGAUGAUCAGAACCGAACUUCAAAUAAACCAUUGAGAUUGAAUAAGGAGUCUUCCUGACAACUUCUGCAUGUGGCAGGCGCUGAGAAUUGCCCAUUUACUCUGCAUAGCCCGCUGUUUCUUUUGUUAACCAUGAAUGAACUACCGGACGUCGUACGGAAAUAGUUGUCCGCCAGCUGUUUACUUAGCUUUCUUCCUACCUGAUUGGCAACCUGCAGAUGGACAGUAAUCCAACAGAAAGCCGACCGAUAAUGAGGAAGUGUGGUAGAAGUUAGAAGAAAGUCCUUUUUUCGUUGAGACUUUAACAAAAAUGUGUAAAUGCGACUUAAGAAUCGGGCCUGACGACGAAGAACUUUCGUGUCAAAGUUGCGUAGAUUCUAGGUAGAAUAGUUAAUUCAGAAAACCGCUUUAAAAAAUAGAUCUAAUUCGGUUCCCGGAAGCUCCAUGCUAAUCAUCCAGCUGAGCUCAUUCCAAGCUUACAGUGAGGCGUAAAUUUAAAUAACCGCUGAUGAAACUAUAGCAUACGGGUACUUGGCUUUAAUAUGCAAUUCACUGUCCUGUCUCAAGCGUUUCUUGGCCUCGCGCUGAUUGUUGUCAAAAGCAAGAUCAACUUACGCUGAACGCAAAUUUGUCUCAAAACUGGCUUUCGGAAGUAUAAAUAAUUGAUUCCGUUUGAUGCGACUUUUGCCGUAGAUGAGCUAAUUGCACUCACUCGUCCUCAUUCUGGAGCAAGGAGAUCUGCCAUUGGUUAAUAAAUGGCGCACUGCAUAGUUAAUUCCCGAGCCUCCAGCUAUUUCGUGGUCGAAAUUAGAAGUUUCUGGAUCUUAAACGAGCCUUUGGUGGUUCGCCAACCAUAUUAGGGAGACUUGCACAGCAUCGAUUCCACUAUGUCCUUCCCCCGCGCUGUCUCCUCGCCCCACCGUCAUUACAUCGCCAUUUAGUGAUGCAUUUGUUGCAAGACUACUAGCCGUGAAAUGGGUCAUUGUAGCUGGCAUUACAAGUACGUGUAUGUGAGGCAAAAUCGGCAAGAUGUGGUUAUGUAGCCGCACCUGAUGGACGCAAUAAUUUUGACCUCCUUAAUUAUUUGACGUUGGUGUGAUUACGUUUGCAUGGUGUUGCUGUGCGUUGCGGUGUAUGUUCUGUUGGCGGUCUUGUUUCAUUGUUGCCGUGUCUACAUUUUUCAACUCAAUGCCGGUGGUCCUUCUUGACCUUCGACCUGUCGUUUCCUUCUAACUUUCGCGUUGGAUGUUUCACAGUUAGGGUUUAGGGCUGCGGUUAAGGGUUAGGGCUAGGGUUAAAGCUUAUGCUUCGGGUUGAUGUUAUGGUAAGGGGUUAAGGCUUAUGGUUAGGGGUUUGGGCUAGAGGUUAGGAUUAGGAGUUAUGGCUUAGGGUUGGGGAUGGGGGUCAUUGCUAGGGUUUAGGGUAAGGGUCAGGGGUUAGGGUUAGGAAUUAUAACUAGGGGUUAGGGUUAGGAAUUAUAACUAGGGGUUAGGUUAAAGGGUUAGGAUGAGGGUUACGUGUUAGGGCAACUAUUUCUUAACCACUCAAAGUUCAACCGCGCAUUCCCAAUAGCUUUUAUUUUGCAUACAAUUACUUGACCUCGCCGCCUGUGCGUUUCCCGGCCCCACCUGUAAAAACUCCUAUUAACGCCGGUCCCGUAUUACAGGCGACUGGGCUUUGUUUACCUCAGACGGGGUUACAUAACUGCACCUGACCUAGGCUUUUUGAGAACAGUGAUAGUUUACUGUAAAGCCGAUAUACAAUUGGCCCGAUAUAUGCUACUACCAACUCAAAUUCACGUUUUCUACACGAAUUCCGAGGGUUUUUAUUUAUAGAACUAAACUGCAUUUUGCAAACUGCUAGUGCAUUUACGCAGAAAGCAUCACUGUAGGUAAUGGCGUGAGCUGCCUGAGAAGUUUAAAAAACGAUUUGGCGACCGGCUGAGUGGUACUUAGGGGGGAUUAACGCGAGCAAACUGCAAGCGUUCAUCUGGUCCAGAGUACCGUUCGUUAGAGCAAUCCUCAUGCACUUGAGUUAUGCUCGGACUACUUUACUCUAGGGUGCAUUUUGAAAUUAAAAAAAAACUCAAUCUUGACGCCGAGCCAGCUUCGCACGUUUCCUCGUCCGCGACAUACAUUUUUGCUGCGGUUUUCCUCUGAUUUGGAGCAGAAUGUACAUUUUUAGGGGGUUUUACUACAUCACCUGAUUUUGUUUAAUGCCCUACUUUCAAGGACUUCAUGAGCGCCAAUGCGCUCUGUUCAAGCAGUAUGAACUGAAAAAAGGCAGCAUUUUCCUUUUAUUUGUAAAAAAUUGGGCUUCUUCACAUUCGAGCUAAUUACCAACUUCAUGGAAAACUGAAUUUGAGUUCUGUUGCGUGAGGCGAUUGUCCACUCGCUUAAUAUUAUAUAGAAAAAAAAACAAGUAGAUUCCAGUCAUUUCAGCUCGGCGAAACCAUGCAUUCACUUCUCCGACUAGUCAUUGCUCACCUGAAAAAACCCGCUAAUGGAAAUUUAUUCACCAAAAUGUCACCAAUCAUAUUUUGGUAACGUAAAUCCAUCAAGCACCGUCCAGCGACUUGCUGGGCUAACUCGGCCACAAAUGAGUGUUAAAUGGGACACUGACAUGUCAGAUAAUUAUACCUUUUUUCCACGGAGUUCGGCUCUUCUUUUUUACCCACCUUUAGUAGCCCCAUCGGUGGAGUAUGACGGUACUUUGACCACGUUGUUUGGGCCAUGCUGAUCAAUAGUACUAUCCCACGCAAGUAAUACAUUCCAGGCGAAAACACAUUUUAAAAUUUUGGUCAAAAUUUCAUGACAUAAGCCAACUGAUGUAUGAGAUGAGAGAUAUCCGUUGCGAGGAGUUGGGACUGUCUUGUCUGAGGCCAAGUCCGUGUACAUCAGUCGACAGUAGCGGCAAUAAUGUCCUCGAGUUCUCGCUAGCUUUCCACGUCCUUCUGGGGAACGACUGGCCGAACGGAUGCCGGUCUACGCAGAUCUUGGUUACCAUUACAAUAUCGUGACCUGUCAACAGACGCCCGGAGGUCACGCAAUUCAUGCAAAAAUUCCCGGAUUUUGAUGAGGAUGUCGUUCCUACUCCGGCCGUUUUGCAAAACCCUAACACGAGACCGGGAACCGCACGAUCUGCUUCACAUCGGGUACUUGUGACCUGCGUAUUAGUCUGCACAUUUAAAACAGUUCAAUUUUAUAUUAUUUAAUCAUAAAGGUGGUUGUCUCCGUGUCAGUAUCAAAACUUGAGAAUACAAUUUAUUUGGUCGACCGCCACUUACUUGGGACAAAUGCGAUAGAGUACAGACAGAUGGCGUGUAUGCAAACUAAUUCAGCCAACAGGACCAUCCUUUUUGCGUACUUAGGCCGAGCGCAAGGGGACAGGUUGUCGUUGAGAGAAGAAACUGGGUGGUCUUCUGGUCGCAAGUCCAGCCAAGUCGGCCGAUGCUAGGGGCCACACACAGGUUGGCGGUUCGUGAACACCUUCAACGCAAGCGCCAACGCUGACUGAGCAGAUUCUGGAUGAUGGUAGGGCGGCGCGCGUUGGAGAUCUGAGGUUUGGUCUCAGCUGACUGAUAGCCCUCCCACCAUGCCACAAGACAAGAUGUACCGCUGGCCGAAAGAGCUGCCAAUCUGAGCCGACUUAAAACUUACGGCCGGGCAGCGACAAGCGAACAGAGAUCUGCCAUCCGUAGCACUGCAGACGAAAAUGGAAGCUCUAAAAGCACUGCAGUCUUUGUAUCUUGGGAGUGUUAGCAUGCCGCCAUCGGCUUUCAAGGACAAAGAAAGUUAGUGCAAGAGCCGGCAACGGUAGGGGGUAGGACCCACAAGUAGAUGACAACUACAAAAAUACGCCCCAAAAUUCUGUGUGACUGUGAACAUCACUUAUUAUUCGGCGUUCCCACUGUUUGAAAUUUCCUUCCCUUUCUGGCUUAAGGUAAACUUACCAGCGGAGCUUUAUGCAAAGUCCGUUAUUUCUUGAAAAUUGCGCUUUGUUUAUUUGUUAAUUAUCGCGCUCACAUUCUUUGCCAAAUGACAGCGUACGAUAAAACUUUCGACAGUAAUUUAUCGAUUUUCUGUGUCUUCCUGUUCUCCGUCCUGUGGGUUGCUCCACCCGUAAAACCCCCUCCAUCAGCAUCAACGGGCUAACUCAAGUUAGUUGUGAGUCCAACACCCUACCGUUGUCUAAGAGCCGCUGGCCAACGGGCAGCGUGGCUUCCCUGAAAAUAGGCAGGGGCUGUGACGAGAUAAUCCAAAAUCUUCCCCAAAUUUUCAUAUCUAUGUAAUAUGUGCGUUUAUGCUGGAGUGAGAUGGUUUCCGGAAUAAAUUAUUCGGCAUUUAAUUAUUUAAUCGUAGACUGUCUUCUUCUUUUCAACAACUGGUCAUUUGAAAAGUCAAGUUGGCAAACACGUGUUUUCGGUAAUUCUUCGUCAGGCCAAUACAGUUACAGGAAGGGAUGAAAAUGUACAAAAGUAACAGUGUUUAUAAGUGUCUCAAGGGCUAUUAAGUCACUAGCCCUCAUCUUCCCCACGCCGCCCGCAUGACGAGGUCGGCGGUUUUUGGUCCUUAGAGCUGGGGGAGGGGGCAAGAGAGUCUUUAAGUGAUGUUCUUGGAUUGAGUACACAGAGUACCCAUCACUGUAAUUAGGGAUUUGAGGCGGCAUGUCGUCAUCACUUGGGGUUGGGGUUGGCCACGGCAGGGAGAGCGUUUGUGUCAGGGUUUUCUCACAACAUAACACCGGAUUCGCUAGCCGUAUAGUCACUGCCUCGGCCGUUGCUAGUAUCCGUUGGCGUAGGCCUUCAGAGAAGCUUGUUGGUGUCCGAUAGACAACCUGAAAUGCUUCCUUAGCAUCGACUCGGUGAUCAGAACGCAUUGCAAAGCCCACUGUUGCGACUGUAAAAAAGAAAGAUGUAUUCAUAAGACUGCCUUUUGCAGGGGACGCAGCGAGCGAACUAGUCAGACGGCGCUUAGCUGCAGCCAUCACGAGAGCAUACUCCGCGGCGAAUUUACGCGUAUGUUUCACAAACUCUCCCAUCCUACGUUUGGGAGGGAAAGACAGACUACCGUUGGAGGCCACAUCAAUGUGCAUCUACUCAUUCACUUGCUCCUGUGGAGCGGGAUACAUCGGCCGUACAACGAGACGCCUGGUAAAGAGGGUGCGUGAAUAUAUGCCAGUCUGGCUAGACAGAGGUGAGACCCGAUCGAUUUCGAGUUUUAUUCUCGCACAUUUAAUCGAUACGGAUCACCGAGUCAAGGCCAAGGAAGCAUUUCAGGUAGUCUAUCGGACACCAACAAGCUUCACUAAAGGCCUACGCCAACAGAUACUAGCAACGGCUGAGACAGUGGCUAUACGGCUAACGAAUCCGGUGCUAUGCUGUCAGAAAACCCUAACACACGCGCUCUCUCUGCCGUGUCCAACGCCAACCCCAAGCGAUGGCGACAUGCCGCCUCAACUCCCUCAUAACAGUGAUGAUUACUUCGUGUACUCAAUCCAAGAACAUCACUCAAAGACUCUCUUACCCCCAUCUCCCAGCUCUACUACCCAAAACCCGCCGACCUCGUCAUGCGGGCGGCGUGGGUAAGAUGAGUGCUAGAGACUUAAUAGCCCUUGAGACACCUAUAAACACCGUUAGUUUUGUACAUUUUCAUCCCUUCCUGUAACUGUAUUGGUCUGACGAAGAAUUACCGAAAACACGUUUUUGUCAACUUGACUUUUUAAGUCUAACAUGGGAAUAUUGGCGGAACUUAGACAAUCCAAAUUAUCAUUUGUUAACUUUCAUAACGUUUUAUGCUAUUGUUUUGAGUUUGGGCACUAAAACUCUAUUAUGAUCUUUUGACAGCUUCGGAUACUUGGGUCAGAACGAUUGGAGCCCGACAUAGCUUGAUCCAUCGAAACCCGCUGUAUGAUGGCUCAGCAGUUUUGAUGGAUAAAUCGACUGAUUCAGCGAACUCACAGGAGUACAUAGAGCAUGCGUAUAAAAACGCCGUAUCACAAGUGACCUUGCGAUAAAUUCCAGGAGCGUCAAAGUUAGGGUUACGUCUUGGAUGGUUUGAGUACGAAAUAGGAACCCCGGCGGAGUCCAGAGCAACACCAGCCGUAGUACGAUGGGGAUCCUGGCCAGAUGUAAUAAGGGACCUGUAAUAAGGGACCGCUGAUAAUAGGGGCUUUUACAGGUGGGGCUGGGGAACGCACGGGCGACGAGGUCAAGUAGUUGUAUACAAAAGAAAAGCUAUUGGGAAUGUUCGGUUGUACUUUGAGUAGUUGAAAAAUAGUUGCCCUAAGCCCCAACCCUGACCCCUAUUUCUAACCCAAACCUCUAACCGUAACCCCUAACCCUCACUUCUAGCCUAAUCGCAACCCCAACAGUAUUGUGUCCAUUAGGUGGGGCUACAUAACCACAUCUUACCCGGAUUAUCCUUAUUACCGUGUCCAGUUUAGGAGCAUAACAUGACAGUUUGAACAUCUAUGCAGAGAAGGCGAAAUUUCGAGUAGUGUAUCGCAUUCGGUGUCAAAAGUGUCCUUGUAACUACACAGUGCAGAUCGGACGCAUGCUCGGAUCGCGCAUACACGAACGUAAGCUGGCUGUUCGACGAGGCGACACAUCAUCAAAAGUGUCCGCCCACACCUACGAAAUGGGUCACGAGUUUAACUUCGCAGCCAACAAGAAAGUCGCCCACGCCGGAAACAAGACAGGCCGAAAAUUGAUUGAAACCUGGGCCUCGGAUGAGAACUUGGUCAGUCGAUUUCUCGAUCUGGUGCCGGCGUACAGAGCCCUGCGCAGUCACCUGCGGUCCUGCGCAGUCGGUCGAGGCUUGACCUAAAGGCUUUAUAACUGUCGCUUGUUCUGUUGCUGCUACCAACUCUGACGACGGACUCCUGUACGGGUCUGAAAGCUCAGGACAAUAAACACAGUGUUUCGGUGCUCGACUCUUCUUCUUCACUUAUAUAUGCAGUAUCGAAGUAGCCGCGAUUAGUUUCCUUGUAGGGCUGGUCCGCAACUCAUGAAGACGAAACCUCCAGACUCUGCAGCCAGGCCAGUAUAGUUGUCGUUUACCGGGCCUUGUCUGGAGUAAAAGUCGUUCAGCUCUGCUGCACUGCAUACUUUAGAUCAUGAUGGUAUUUUGUCCUUGUCAAGGUAAUCCUUGCGGAACACAAGAACACCGAUGAGGUCUACGCCGUGAAGGUGCUGAAGAAGGAUAUUGUCAUCCAGGAGGACGACAUCGAGUGUACAAUGAUCGAGAAGCGUGUUUUGGCCCUGCAACAGAAGCCGCCUUUCCUCGUACAACUGCAUUCCUGCUUUCAGACGAUGGUAAGUCACUCCACUUACUUAUUAAUUUGAGCUAUUGGUCAUUGAACGUCUUCUCCUGCUCGUUUGGUAACUGGCUCGACGGCGAGUCUCCAUCUUGGCGAGGGAUACAGCGGUGCCACUGGCAUUGAUUAGAAGUCAGAUUGAAAACAGCGGUACAGACGCGAGCAGAAAAACGCAACACCACCCCCGUCAGCACGUGUUACUACCUAUAUGUCACGUGUUCUUGGGUCUUAAGGUUUGUGAUCGUCUGCUAUGCUAUGCUUCAGCAAACUUUGGCCCUCGCAGCUUGAUGUGAGCUAGCGGUUCUCUGGCAUCUGGUUACCUGCCGGUAGAUGUGCUAGCGCCCCCGCUGGGUAUACAGGUCGUAAGCAUGGCUGUCCAGUCAUCCUCGUCCGUUUGACACGUUGUUGUUGGUUAAAAUCCUGAUGACGUGUUUGUUGUAGACCAGGGUGUGUGGAGUGGGGCGAGUGUGGGUUCGGCCGCGCCAUCCAAUUGCUCCUCACCCAACUCCGGUCUUCUUGACUAUGUCCUGACAUUGGGCCCAGGUGGGGGGGAGGAGGGGGGAGUGCCGUAGAUGCCGCGCAAGUCACAGGACCUGCUUCACCUUGCUGUGGAGCACACAGUGGACAUCUUCGGCAUCGACAAGAAGGAAAUUCAACAGUGGGUGGGCUAAUAGAAGCGAAGAGAAUAGCUCCAGGAAGUAUUCUUGUAGCGAUCGUGUCUCCUUCAAGUGGAUGGGCUGUUCACGCUGACUGUCGAAUAACCGUGGUGUUCCAGAGUCACCUUCAGAGCAAAAACUAACUCCUCUCUUCCCUACGAUGAUGUACACCACUAUCGUUCACCCGUAGGGCACGGCGGGACGAGAGACUUCCACAAGAUCGAUCAGUGAGCGCCCCUCUACCAAUGCAUGUGACAUUUUUAACCAUAUUACCCAGCGUGCUACUGCCUUCAUGGCGGUCGUGCCAUCACCGAUACAAGUAGUUCUGAUGUCUAGUCUUCUUCGUUAUGAGUAGUUCAGUAAAAUUUGUGGUAUUUUAUUUCAAACACUCAGAUGUGUUUCACUGAGAAAAUAGCAAGUAGAGUCCGGUUGUCAACUGACGGGAUAUCUCGGUCCUUAGUUUGUGGGAUUGGAGGACUGUGGAUCAGACAUCUGUGGCACUCUUACUGUUGUGAGAUCUGAGCCGCCCUUCUUGUAGCCAGGCACCUCUGGAGUGCGGGCCGGGUAACGUGUGUGACACGCGUAGACGGGCUGUGCAGUUUUUCGGUCACCCCCCACCACCGGCCGUUUUCAUCCUAUCUUAGCGAUGUUGGAUGGGGUAGGGGAGAGUGCGGUAGAUACUGCGCAAGUCUGCACCAAUAUAGACUGAUCUAACCUCCAGUCACCGAUGCUGCUUCCGUUCCGUGGAGCGCGCGAUAUUCUCGUGAAAUGCACUUUUCCUCGCAGGAAAACACCUCGGUUCGUCGACACUUCCCCUCGCCCAGGAUGAUUUUGGGUGCAAAAGUUGCGCUGCACCGUUAAUGCGUGAUAAAUCAAGUGCGAUUUGUUAAAUUUGGAUUUAGAGACGAGCACACCUUUGCUCUAGUCUUUUCUUCUUUAAAAACAUGGUCAAAAACGGUCUCAAUCAAAGUCAGAAACGGUCCCCGAUAACUGACGGGUGAGUUUACUAGCCCGUAGGCGGCCUGUCUAGCCGCUGCACGCGCGCCCAUCUCCGGCCUCUUGGACACCGUCUUGCCAUCAGAUCAAGUCCGAUGGGGAGAAGAGAGUGCGAUAGAUGCUGUGCAAGUUCUCUUCAGUGUAGACAGUCACACGCAGGUAACCAGUGUUGUCACCACUCCAUGGGACACUUGGUGGACGCUGGCGCGUGCGACGAUCGGAAUGGGAAGUCACGUGACAGUAUCGACGAGGUGGAGGCGCCGUCUGACAUUGCGACUGUGUCAAGGUCAUCGCAGCCACGUCCAACAAGCCUGCACCACAAUUUGUAUCUGCCUUACUUAAUUCGUACAGCAUGCGCACUAGGUCAUGAGGUACUGCUUUUUUUGUUUCACAUGGAAACUUUUAAGACCGCUUAUUUCAAAAGGAUCACAGAAAUCGAGAGCACACAUUGUUACUACAUUAACACUUAGUACCCUGUGCUUCCGCUCAUUGUGAGUUCAGUUGCACAGGAAUGUUGACUUGCGUGUAAAGUAGUUUAUACUGAUAGUGGGCUUGCGCAACAUCUACCGCACCCCUCCUCCUCCCCCCUGCUCCCCCACUUGGACCCGAUGUCAAGACAGAGUUAAGAGUACCGAGAGAACGGUACCGAGAGAGUACCGGUAGAGAACGCAUAUAGUUGGUAGGGCGUAAACCCGCACACAGUCGUGCGAGCACACCUCCUGGUCCACAAGGUACAUUGACCAGAAUUUUGAACAACAAGAGAAUAGGGGGGGGGGGCGGCUUGGGUCCCACUAGGCCAUAGAGACCACAGAAAUAAGAAGCCAUUGCAGCAUGACGUUUAGACUACCAGUCGGCCCCCUCACACAAACACACAACACUGGGCUGACUGCGAGGUCCGGCUUAUCACGUUAGUUGGAAACCAUCCAAGCCACGGCUUUUAACGCACCGUGAUAGCUUCAAGCCUAUCGGGUCGUUCAUAAUGAGGAAAAUACGCUCAGACAUCGACGCCACUCUCUAUUCCUACUUCCAGGCCCCAGCCACUAGCCGAGUCGGUCAGUUGUCUGGUGCGGGGAAUGCGCUCGGUGGCUUACAUAGCUAGUGACUCAACUGCUUCCCUUAGCAGUUUCCAGUUAGAUUUCAUCUGCUAAUUUCUGUGCGAAAGCUGACAUUCCUUUGCGCUACCAUUUGGUAACAAUUUCUGCCGAGCGGACUUGAAAAUAAAUCCUGCACGCCACUCAGUUCGAUAGUACCACUGAAAAAUUCGCGAGCACAAGCCGCCGAUGAUGUUGAGAAAGUGACAUUUUGGUCAAAAACAGCAAUGUAAUAUUUUCUGACGGGACUUUACAUUGAGCGCAUACUCUGUAUUAGAAGAUGGAUAAGUGCAAUAUCAACGGGCACUUUUUAAAGAUGAAAUAAAAUGAUCGCCUGUAUCUACUAGACUACGUUUGAUGACACUGACUCAUCAAUUUCAUCUUUUUUUUCUGAGGAAAAGAAAAAGAGUACAAAUUCUGCAAGUUACAGUUAACAGAAGAAAAUAAAAUUUCCAAUAUUCACUUCCCAAUUUUUAAGGCUUUCCGUGUGUAAAACGGUCGUAGAAUUUAGAUCGAACCAACAUGGGUCUCUUCCCUUUCGCAGCGAACAUGGUCAGCAUUCUUCAGUCCAUUCCUCUGAUUCCCUUAAAGUCGAAAAUCUAUGGACUCUUUCCUUCUCUUGGGAGAGAGUUAAUUUGACAGCCUGUUUGCUCUCCUGCUUUACACUCGGAGAAGAGGUGAGAUUUGAGGGGAAAAAGGGAGUCUCUCACGCAACUACCUCGUUUCCCAGUGUUCUUGCGUAUGCUGUCGCACGUGCCAGAGGGUGUCUCAGUAGACUGACGAAUGCGCACAAAAUGUUACUGUUUUCUUCCUGGUCUCAGUGUCUGUCUCUACAUCCUGCCCUGUUUCGCUCUGGGUGGAAUUUCCUUCAGACGUCAGCAGUAAGUGAAGGGGAGGGGGAGGAAGGCAAGAAAGAAUAAUGCUCAGUAGCUUGUCCACCCCCCCCCUCCCACUGUCAGCUUGAGACCUAAGUGACUGUAAUUACCGGGCUAUUCUGACAGAUCUAAGUUAUUUUAUCCUGCAUACGCCCAACGGAAUUUCGACAAACGUCUUUAAUAAAAGACAGAAUAAUGCUUCUCUUAUAACGUUAAGAAUGCCUUCGUGUAGGUUGAAGCUGCUAAUGCUUUUUUUAAAAACAGCCUUCCCUUCUCCGCAAGUCGGAAGCGCGGACCGCGUGUACGUUCCGUAUGAUAUUGAGAUGAAACAGGUCUUCUGGUUCGACCGCCGACGAACACAGUCGGCAAAUUUUAGAAUCCAAGGUAGAAAAUCAGAUGAAAUGGCUACGCAGUUCCCGUCCAAUCCCGGUGUCUUGUCGGUUAAGAACGGUUAGAGUUAAUUUGACUUGAAUUCCCAUUCCUUAAGUCUAGAGACCUUACACAGGGCUCUGAGUAUCCUUUCAUCUGUGGACUGUACUAGAGACAAGCAUUAACUGGGAUCGAGAGACUGAUUCCUCGCGUUGAAACUGUCCGUGGGGAGGUUUGAAUAUGUUACCUCUGAUUGGACAAGAAAUCAUAAAAUGUUUCAACAAAUUGGUGAUUUCCAGAAUUCUUAGCAGAACUGUCCGCCGUGCGUUCCUUGUCGUUUUGUGAUACUUUAUUUCGUGGGUAAUGCUCCAUUUCGACGUUGCUGGCACUCAAGGCUUGGAACCUUCGUGUACCAAGUGCCUUCGUCUUAAAAAUUUUCAAUUUUAUGCUCCUCAGCUCAGGUAAUCACACCAAUGCAGUGUGCCAGUUCCUCGCUUUGUUAUCGCUUGCUUUAUCCAAAGAGGCCAGCCUUCUCCGUAUUGGUAUUCAGAAAAAUUUCAGGAAAGUUACCGUCUUUGGAAAUGUUCUAACGAAUAUCCUGUUUUCGGUAGGACUGACGUGUAUGACUCCCUUCCCCCUACACAGGACAUGACAUCAGGAACCGCCGAGCAAUACAUCUAUAAUUUACGAGAUGACUACCAGUGAAAUUAAAACGUGUUUUCAAAUUUUUAUGCCACGACUGCCCCUGCCGUUAUACAGGCCAGUCGGCAAGGUAACACAGCUCGAGAGUUGGCAAUAGUUGGCUGACUGCGGUCAAUAAGUCAGAAAUGGCCAUCUCAGUUCCUUUCAUAUCCCAUCCCGCAGCAUGCCUCCUAUCAGAGCUGUUCUUCUAAAAAAAAGCAAAAAUAAAGUUGAGAAUAAGGAGAUGUGAUCGGUGGAACAAGACCUAGCCGUCGUUUCGACUUCCUACUUGGGACCCAUCAUCAGAGACAGUAUGACGUAUGCACAAGAGGCGCAGUAUUUGUAGGGUUCAAUUGCUAUGCCGCCACGUGCAUGCUAUAAUUAGAAACUUUCGUGUGCAACGCCGGUGGUCGAAUUGGUGUGACGAUCGUUCGUUCGUCCGCAUCCUAGCCGGUAAUUGCUGCAACUUUGUCACUGGUGCUGUUUCGUGGCGUGAUAACUACUCACCAGGACCUCACGUUCCCGCUUCUAUCGCAAAAAGGAAGAUAUUAUAAUACACCGACAUCUAAUGCUUCUCAAGGUUUUAAGUGAAAAGUAGAAACGUCAUGUGUGGCCUCGCAUCCUCGUGGCGAGUCCUUUAAAAUGCCGCAUGUCACGUGCCAAUCGAUCGAUUUUGCGUCUGCUAAGGCGCCCUCCUACACGCUGGCAACUCCAGGACGGCCCGGUUGAACGAUGCUGCCGCCCAUAAAUAACGCCCUAAGUCGUUGUAAAUCUGCCAGUAAAAGUAACAGUAAAGACUCUAUUGUCGCACGCUUGCCUCGUGGCAUUGUCCACUUGGGGGAGUUAACUACUCGCUUUCCGAAGAGUCUAACCUACACACAGAUGCAGAAGUCAGGCUUCCUUCAAGUUCCCGAAAUCAUCAUCCUCAUCAUGGACAGGAUGGAUAAGUGUUUGCCGCCGUUAUCGGGUGUUUUGAAUGGAUGCCUACCGGAAACUGUGGACAAGUGUGAAGAUAUGCUCUCCACCUUGGUAAAUGGUCAGGCCUUCCGUUCGCCCUUCUCUGUCCGUGCGCUCGAUGAGGCCACUCCGGUGCAGCUGUGUGUUAUGCUGAAACUCUUCCUUCUACGCCUGGAACUGCCACCCUUUCUGGCCUCCAUGGAACUUUGUGACAUUCUGCGCAAGGAGCCCUUUAAAGUGACCCCAAAUAUUGGCAUGUGUAGGGCAGUGACAUACGAAAUACUCUCGAAGGAAUUAAAGGGCAGUCUGGUGCACUCCUCUCCAGCCCAGACGGCCACCUUUGCCUACAUGAUGGAAAGAUUCCAGCGUUGGUGUCACGAAGAGGUCGCCUUCCGACUCAAGCACGGAGACACCACGGUUGAUAGGGCCCAGGUGUUUGAAGACGCCGUCAACCUUCUGACGCACAUCUUUGGUCACUGUCUGGUGGGGUUGGAUCGUUCUUAUCUGGCGGCAUUGGUAUUUAAUAAAGUGGAAAAUUAUUCACCGGAACAAAUCAGACAUACCAUUCUUCGGCUAUGUCUGGGCUAUAUUGUAACCCGCUUCUGGCAUGAUAUCUCGCUCUACGGCAUUCUGGAGUCGAACCAGGGUCUGGUGACGAAAGCCGUUUCUAUUUUAAACACGGAUUCAUCUCUGGGAGGACACCGACCACACAAGUUGGCUUUGCAUCAUUGA
Molecule: messenger RNA, 16999 nt
Organism: Spirometra erinaceieuropaei
Lineage: Eukaryota; Metazoa; Platyhelminthes; Cestoda; Diphyllobothriidea; Diphyllobothriidae
Source: the annotation of a GenBank genome assembly